Acanthoscelides obtectus is the source of this 1134-nucleotide messenger RNA. NCBI's taxonomy places the organism in Eukaryota, Metazoa, Arthropoda, Insecta, Coleoptera, Chrysomelidae. The record is from the annotation of a GenBank genome assembly.
UUCCAGUCAAUUAUGUUUUGUAAACGUCAAAAUACGUGGCCUCCCUAAGAUUUUCAUGUUUUUUUCGCUAAAAAAAUACUGAAAACAUUUAUCAUUCCUAGUUUUUGAGCUAGUAAGACACAUAAUUCACUAUGGGUUUGUGCAAAUGCCCAAAACGUCGAGUAACAAACCAGUUUUGCUUCGAACACCGAGUAUGCGUUUGUGAGAACUGUAUGGUCACAAAUCACCCAAUUUGCGUAGUGCAGUCUUACCUACAAUGGUUACAAGACAGCGAUUACAAUUCCAUAUGUGAACUGUGCAGUAAUGAUCUCAAUGUUGAGGAUAGCAUAAGGCUCACAUGUUACCAUGUGUUCCAUUGGUCAUGCUUAGACCAUUAUGCCAGGCAGCUUCCAUCAACUACAGCUCCAAGAGGGUACACUUGCCCUUCAUGCAAAAGUCCUCUUUUUCCAGCUUCAAAUUUAAUAAGUCCUGUAGCAGAUGUUUUGAAGGAAAAACUAGCUGGUGUCAAUUGGGCCAGGGCUGGAUUAGGUUUACCAUUGUUGUCUGAAGAAAGAGAAGUCAAAUCCACGUCAGCCCCAGUGGUAACCAACAAUCACAAUGUUGCACCGCCGAGAGUGACUCCGAGCCCGUCACAUUCCGUUAUAAACGUCAACGAAGACCAAGGGGCUUUCCACAGGAUAGAAAACAGUUAUCAGAACUCCACACGCCGGGUGUUCCAGGAUAUCAGAGAUGCGAAGUCUGUGGGAUUCGAUCACGAUGAGGACAAGUAUAAGAGGAAGUCUGUGUUUGAGCUUGUCAGCAAUUGGUGGAGGAUAACGUACAGGCCCUCAGUUAGAUCAAGAGGAACUAGAUCAACGUUUAGAAGAUACUGCAUGUUAGGACUUUUUAUAAUAAUUGCUUUCACAUUGAUAAUGUAUGUGAUGUCUAGAUUAGGAAGGCAUUAUAUUCAAAACGAUCCUAGUCUAGAUAUAGUCAAUAAUGAAUUUGUUAAUGUGCGUGAUAAGUAAUUUUAAGUCUAAGAAGCUUUUUAUCAAUUAAUAUACAUAGGGUUUAUUUCAUUUUGUUACAUACGUACUGUACAGAUUUGUAUAAUAAUGUAAUAUAAUUAAUAAAUGGCUCUUUAUAAUCGAACAA